UGUUCUGCCUGUUUCCUGCAGCAGAGGAGAAGUAGGUGGUGACGAAAGCCUGGUCAGAUCCAACAACAGCGUAACCUCGACCAACACCACUAUACAAUGAAAUUAUCAUCAUUCAUACCCGCUUCUGAACUGCACUACUUCACACUUCUGCUGGUAACGGGUCUGUAUACUCCGGGGCGAGGAGAGAUAACCAGUUUGGAUGCUGGGAACAUCGAUGACAUCCUUAACAAUGCUGGGGUGGCUCUAGUCAACUUCUAUGCAGACUGGUGUCGAUUUAGUCAAAUGCUCCAUCCCAUCUUUGAGGAGGCGUCGAAUAUAGUGCGAGAGGAAUAUCCAGACCCUACACAGGUGGUGUUCGCCCGGGUGGACUGCGACCAGCACUCUGAUAUAGCACAGCGCUACAGGAUAAGCAAAUACCCCACACUGAAGCUGUUCAGGAACGGAAUGAUGAUGAAGCGAGAAUACAGGGGUCAAAGGUCAGUGACCGCAAUUGCUGAUUUCAUCCAUCAGCAGAGAGUGGAUCCAAUCAAAGAGAUGGAGAAUCUUGAAGAGACAAGCACUUUAGAUAGGAGUAAACGCACCAUCAUUGGUUACUUUGAGCAAAAGGACUCUGAUAACUACCGUACUUAUGAGAAAGUGGCCAACAUCCUGAGAGAUGACUGCGUUUUCCUGGCAGCUUUUGGAGAGGUGUCUAGGCCAGAGAGGUUCAGUGGUGAUAAUAUUAUCUAUAAGCCAAUAGGAGAGAAUUCUCCUGACAUGGUUUACAUGGGCUCACUCAUAAACUUUGACCUCAGCUACGCCUGGGCACAGGACAAGUGUGUGCCCCUAGUCCGAGAAAUCACCUUUGAAAAUGGAGAGGAACUGACGGAGGAAGGCAUCCCAUUCCUGAUUCUCUUCCAUCAGACGGAUGACACAGAGAGUCUGGAGAACUUUCAGCAUGAAGUGGCUCGCCAGCUUGUCAGCGAAAAGGGUUCUAUCAAUUUUCUUCAUGCUGAUUGUGAUAAGUUUAGGCAUCCUUUGCUACACAUUCAGAAGACCCCCUCUGACUGCCCCAUAAUUGCCAUUGAUAGUUUCCGUCACAUGUAUGUCUUCCCAGAGUUUAGCGACCUAGCGGUUCCAGGAAAGUUGAGGCAGUUUGUAUUGGACCUGCACUCAGGAAAGUUGCACAGAGAGUUCCAUCACGGGCCCGACCCAACUGACAGCACUCCAGGACAGCAGGAGACUGGAGAGGUGGCCAGUGAUCCCCCAGAGAGUUCGUUCCAGAAGUUGGCCCCCAGUGAGACACGUUACACCAUCCUCAGGGACCGGGACGAGCUGUGACAUCACAACCACAUCAAGACCCAAACCAGAACCCAGCAGUCAGCCACUGCCACUGUCUGCGCAACCUCUAUUUUCAUAAUUUUUAUUUUAGAUAAAAAAGAAGGUGAACCCCUGAGCAUUUUUGGGGUGGGGACGAAGAGGAGCAUUUUACUUCUUGUUUUUGGAGCUUGUAAAUAUGUUUGUGCUCUGUGGGUCAGUCGUGUCUAAAUUAACAAUAAGAUUUUUUUAUUUUUUUUUUGGUCUACCAAGUUCCCCUUUUUUGUAGGAAAACAUUGGUACAUUGGUGGCCCUCUUUGUUGGGAACCUGCAUUCAUUUGGCUAUGGAUCGUGCGAGCAAGUGGAAUCAUGGGAAAAUGUAGUCUAAGAACAAAUCUGCAGUCAACCUGUGGUGUUUCACUCCAUUCUUCAACAGAGUGUGCCCUGUAUGGCUGUGUGUGUGCGUGCGUGCGUGUGUGUGCAUGUGCACAUGUAUACAUGCGUUACAUGUGCUUAUUAGUAUGUAUUUGUAUGUACAAUAACGUUCCAGACAUGUUAAAAUUCACACUCACCAAGAUCCAGACUCUAGUCUCAUAUCAGCCCAUUCCACCUGGGGGAAGUGAUCAGGGGAGGGUUUAUGUAAGGGCUGGGUUCAGAGGGGUGGGAUUAUUUGUAAAUCUGUCAUAUCAAAGGGGAAAAGGAAACCAAAAAAGAAAAGUAAAUUAAAAAACAUUUUACAAGACUCUAUGUUGUUGGUGUAUGUUUCAUGUCUUCAGAUUUUCACUUUUUUCUUUUAGGCUAUAUCAUGUCAAUGUAUAUUACAUUACAUUGAAAGACAUCUUAUCAAAAAUGUAAAAUGAGAAUAACUCAAAUAACUGUUAAAGUUGUCCUAAAUAAGCAAGUUAAUUUUAUUUCAUUUAAAAACCAGUGAUAUCCAAAUGUAAGUAAAUAAACCUCUAGGUUUCAUAAUUGUAAUAAUAAAGUGGGCAUCAUCUCAAAAGUUUUAGUAAAUAUAAAUUCUGAAAUAAAUGUUCUGCCAUCAUGAUCAAAGGUUGAGGAGGAAUACUGUAGAUCACACAAGUUUUAGGCCAUAUCCACACUUAUCCGUUUAAGUUUGAAAACGGUUUUCAGUUCCCCAAGUCAUAAUUAUGUGGUAAAGGACAGCGUUUUGAAACCCUCCAUUUUGGUGUAGGAAAAAAGCUGUUCUAGUGUGGAUGAGAGGCAUAAAUGUAGUGAAAUUAAUUUUCAACCAAAAAUGGAUUAGUGUGGAUGUGGCCUUAGACUUUAUGUAUCGUAAACUAUGUUAGUACACAAUAUUGUUUUGUGAGCACUUCGUGAUACUUUGCCUGUACGCCAAGAUCGAGCUACCCAUGCAAACAUAUUCACCAAUCUAUGCUGAAGACUGAAAUAAAAUGGACUUCCUUUUAAAAAGCCACAAAUGUGACAUGAAGGAUGUCUUUUCUCAAAAAGGGCAGGUCUAAUAAGAUUUUGCCUAAAAUGUGUCAAAAGUUAUUUAAGCUGUAAAGUUGUUUAAAUUGUCAUUUUUACAGUCAUUUUAGAGUUUGUUGACAUUACAUGGUCAUGGCAACGAAGUUGUAAAAUUGGCUAUAACGUUACACAGAAAAGGUUAAGUGAUUUUAUCAAACUAAAAUCAUGUUUGCAUGCAUAUUGUUUGUCUUGUGACUAUACUUUUAAAACAGUGAGUAUUUUAACAUUCAAAAAAAUUGGCCCCCAUUCACUUUCACUGAAAGUGCCUCACUGUGACCCAGAGUUGUGUUUUUUUUUUUUUUUUUUUUUAAAGGAGGGGCAAGUCAAAAUAAAUUUUUGAGGUAAUCAAUAUUAUGCCACAAAUGCUGUAGAUUGAGCUUAAUUUCUAUUGAACCUGGAAUAUUCCUUUUAAGUAAAUGGUGGAUUUAAUUUCAAUUUAAUGAUUCCCUAAUCUAAUGUCUCACCUGUCAAGUAUAGAAGUGGCAGCAUUAACCCUCUCAGCAUAAUUUAUACAGCCUGAAAGCU
Messenger RNA from Myxocyprinus asiaticus (Chinese sucker), 3309 nucleotides. Its product is annotated as endoplasmic reticulum resident protein 44-like. The coding region runs from base 97 to 1320 and encodes 407 amino acids. The record is from RefSeq and is a predicted model, not a curated record. The transcript is spliced from 11 exons. Lineage: Eukaryota; Metazoa; Chordata; Actinopteri; Cypriniformes; Catostomidae.